Molecule: messenger RNA, 3756 nt
Organism: Arabidopsis lyrata subsp. lyrata
Lineage: Eukaryota; Viridiplantae; Streptophyta; Magnoliopsida; Brassicales; Brassicaceae
Product: kinesin-like protein KIN-14H
Exons: 18
Biological process (GO): microtubule-based movement
Molecular function (GO): ATP binding; microtubule motor activity; microtubule binding
Source: RefSeq, a predicted model, not a curated record
AAAAAAAGAGAGGGGUCAAUUACAUUUUUUUUCUUCUAAAUAUCAAUUUCUUUCACUUUCUUUUCUCUUCCUUAUAAAACAGAGCAAUGUUCCACAUAUAAGUGAAUAUUCUUGUAUCUACACAGCUUUGAUUUUCUUUGUUCUAUUUUGGAAAAAUCUGUUUCAAGCUAAGAAUUCAAAAUUUAGGUUGUGAGAUUCUAGCGGCGAGAUUUGGGAGUUGAAUUUGAAAAUAUCCAGGUAUCUUGUUGAUCAAGCUAAAAGCAUUGAAUCGUUUCUUGUCAAUGGCGACCGAGCAACAAGAUUCGCAACUCUGUUUAGCAUCGAUUCUGGAGGAUUUUCUUAAACAACGAAAUAUUCGCGUUGGUGCGGAUUCGAGCUCGAAAAAGGCCGAUGAAACUUUUGGAGGAAGGGAUUUGCCAGUAGAUCCUUCAGACUUGAGAAGGUAUGAAGCAGCAAGGUGGGUAAGAAACACACUUGGUGUAGUUGGAGGAAGAGAUUUGCCAGCUGAUCCUUCAGAGGAUGAUUUCAGAAUUGCAUUAAGAAGUGGAAUUUUGCUCUGCAAUGUCCUCAACAGAGUUAAACCUGGUGCUGUACCAAAAGUCGUUGAAGCUCCAAAUGAUCCUCUUGUUAACCAAGACGGUGCAGCUCUAUCUGCGUUUCAGUACUUUGAGAAUCUUCGAAAUUUUCUUGUGGUUGUGGAGGAAAUGGGUAUUCCAACGUUUGAAGUCUCCGAUUUUGAGAAGGGAGGUAAAUCCGCAAGAAUUGUGGAGUGUCUUUUGGCUCUCAAGUCAUAUCGUGAGUGGAAACAGAGCGGAGGAAGCGGUACAUGGAGAUACAUUUUGAACUCGAAACCAACCACGUUUGGAAUCGCAAAACAAUACAAACGUAAAGACUCAGAAGCACAUGUGGAUGCGGUCACAAGUAGCCCUUUUAGCACUCAAUCCAGUGAACAACCUUUGUUUGAUCAAUCUGAUUCUAAUACCAAACAUGAAGGAACUGCCAAUUCAAUAGAUGCCAUUGUCCGUGCGGUUUUUUGUGACAUGAAGCAAGAAGAAUUCCCGGAGUAAAUUGUGGAAGAUAUGCUGAAAAGUGUCAUGGUAGAAUAUGAACGUAGAUUAGCAACACAAAACGAAUUGAUCCAUAUGAGCGCGGGAAACAAAGAUAAGCUUGGCUGUGACGAUCUUGGCAGAACUAUUUCAGGAAAUGAAGAGACGCUAAGUGAUGCUUCGUAUGGAGAAGAAAAUUUGUCAAAGAUUGUAAACAACAACAUGGAAGCUUCAGAAAAUAAUAAUGUUGAUGAAUCGAAAAGCCAAGAUUGUGAGCUCUAUGCGAUUUCAAAAGAGAAGACCGAGAAGCAACAAAUGAUAAUCGACAGACAACAAACUCAUACUGAGGAACUGAAACAUGAUUUAAAGGCUGUAAAAGCAGGUCUCAGUCUCAUGCAGAUGAAAUACCAGCAAGAGUUUACAAGCCUAGGCGAGCAUUUGCAUGGACUUGCUUAUGCAGCUACAGGAUACCAAAGGGUUCUUGAAGAAAACCGAAAACUUUACAAUCAAGUCCAAGACCUCAAAGGUAGCAUACGAGUUUAUUGUCGAGUGAGGCCGUUCUUACCUGGACAAGAAAGUGUCUUAACUACUGUGGAUCACUUGGAGGAGUCAACCAUAACAAUUGCAACCCCUUCAAAGUAUGGAAAAGAAGGUCAAAAAUCAUUCACCUUCAACAAAGUGUUUGGCCCUUCAGCAUCACAAGAGGCGGUGUUUGCAGACACUCAACCUCUGAUCCGGUCUGUUCUUGAUGGUUAUAAUGUAUGCAUAUUUGCAUACGGCCAAACAGGAUCCGGAAAAACUUUCACCAUGAUGGGACCUAAUGAGCUCACGGAUGAGAGCUUAGGAGUAAACUACAGAGCAUUGAGUGAUCUCUUUCAUUUGUCAAGUGUGAGAAAAGAAACCUUUUCAUAUAACAUUUCAGUUCAAAUGCUUGAAAUUUACAACGAGCAAGUCCGAGAUCUCCUUGCCACUAACGGCCAAACCAGCAGAUAUCCUUUUUUAAGACUUGUGUCUCUUUAGUGAUUCCUAAUGCUUCUUGCAUAUGAUCAUUGUACCUACAUUCCUUGACUUGUGAACACAUUAGAGAUUCGAAACAGUUCACAAGAUGGAAUCAACGUACCAGAGGCGACAUUGGUUCCAGUCUCCACAACUUCAGACGUCAUUUAUUUGAUGAAUAUUGGUCAAAAGAACCGUGCGGUCAGCGCCACAGCCAUGAAUGACCGCAGCAGCCGCUCUCACAGCUGUCUCACUGUACAUGUCCAAGGAAAAGAUCUAACAUCAGGAGUCACUCUAAGGGGUUCAAUGCAUUUGGUUGAUCUUGCGGGAAGUGAAAGGAUCGACAAGUCUGAGGUCACUGGUGAUAGGUUAAAAGAGGCACAACACAUCAACAAGUCUCUCUCUGCUCUAGGAGACGUGAUUGCAUCUCUCUCUCAGAAAAACAACCACAUUCCUUAUCGCAAUAGUAAACUUACUCAACUGCUCCAAGACGCUUUAGGAGGACAAGCGAAAACGCUCAUGUUUAUUCACAUUAGCCCUGAAGUAGAAGAUUUGGGAGAAACACUCAGCACCUUGAAAUUUGCAGAGAGGGUGGCCACUGUUGAACUCGGUGCUGCUCGUGUCAACAAAGACACUUCUGAGGUUAAAGAACUCAAAGAACAGAUUGCUAGUUUGAAACUUGCGCUAGCGAGAAAGGAGAGCGGAUCAGAUCAAACACUGCUCCCAAGACCCCUUACGCCUGACAAACUUCUCAGAAAAAAGUCACUCGGCGUUUCGUCUUCAUUCUCUAAAUCAGCAAACACAAGACAGUUCCAAACCAAACAUAAGACAUCAUCACAGAUUGAUGAUCUCAACAACAUUGAGGGUCAAAGUGACUCUGCAUCUAGCCUUGACUUACAAGGACUAGUGGGUUCACCAUCAUGGAAAAGCCCGUCGAUGGAUGAGAAAGAGGAGGAAAUAGAAUUUAUACCAGCUGGAAGUGAAUGGGUUGAUAAACACGAGGACGAAAUCACACGUAGUAGCAAACCUGAAAACAGAUCACAUACACAGCUUGAGAAGCGAUCGUCUAGCUUGAAACGUGAGCCAACGCGAGGUGUAGACCAUAACAAGUGCAGUAAUAAUAAUGUAGAUAAAGGAUUAGAGGUAAGGAAGAUUCCAUACGAAGAAGAAGCAAAUGAGUCAGAUGAAACCGCAACAAGUGAUUGCUCGGAGACUAACUUGAUGUGGCAGUUGAAUGUUCAAGUGAAUAUGCCUAGACCAGCUUCUAAUGGUUCUUCAACUAAGCUAAAGAAGAAUCAAUCAAAAAUCAAUAGAGUUGCUGCUGAGACCAGGAGUAUGAUACCUUCUUUAAUUCCCACGCCUACGAGGAGACUAUCGCUUGGGGCAAUUAGCACACCAGGACAAACUUCCUCAAGGCAUAACAACAGUACAGUAGUUGUGAAGAAGAGACAAAAUCCCAAGUAAUGAUGAAAACAUUUUGUGAGUUUUUGUACAAUACCAAAUAUUUUUUGGCGGACCCAUAUUCAUAGUAUGAGGUCAUAUAUAUACAGACGCCGUAUACGAAGAGUAGAAUACGUGUGAGAGUGAUAGAUUGUACUAUACUAUAGGUUGAUUAUGUUUCGUUUGAUUCGGGUGGCAUUUACUAGAAUGAAUAUUCAAUUCUUUCUAUGUGGCCAAUAUUGUAUACUACUACUUCAGUACUUGUCGAAGCUAA